CCAAUUCUAAACACAUAGAUUUCGCGUCGACUUCAGCUGCAGUCAACAUCUGCGCUGCGACGCUUUUAGUCACUCACUUGAAAUUGAGUGAGGGAAUGUGGUUCCCAGUGGCAACGCUACUUCUUGGCCUCACCGCUUUGACCGCUGCAUCUGACGCGCUUUGCCCUGCCAGCUGCACAGCUACUGUGGAUGGUUCUUCUUGGCCCUGCCGCUAUCACAGCAACAAUUGCAUGGUCAAUAUAUCGUUCGAUGACACACGCUCUUCGGCUUCAGUCGAAGACAUCAAUGUGGCCAUCAUCAACCCCUAUGAGGGCGGAUUGGGGGAUCUUAUGACGAUGGUUGAGCCCUCCAUCAGACAAGCGUUGCAGCAGAUUGAGGAGAGUAACCUGCUGCCCGGCUAUCGGCUCAAUGCAUACGUCGCAGAUUCCAAGUGCACAGAGGCGGAUGCGGCGCAAGCCACUGUUGCAGCUCUGUCCACGGGACCCAAGAAGCAUAUCCUCUUCAGCGAUUCCUGCAGUGCGGCUUGCGAAGCAGUCAAUGACGUAGCGCAGUAUUGGAAUGUCUUGCAGGUAGGGCCUGGCUGUAUCUCAGUGAGCCUGAGCAACGCAGAGCGUUACCCUUUCUUCACGAGGAUGGCUCCCUCGUUUCGUUUCAAUGUCCUUUCCAUCUACGAGAUGUUAAGGUUUUUGGGCCUCCAUCGUGUGGGCAUCGUUUACGGCUACCGGAGCAUCAACAUCUUGGCCAAGGACCUGUUCCUCGCAUUGAUGCAAAAAGAUGUGGAUGACGGUAGCUACUCAUGGACGCCAUUGUAUACCAAGCAAGUCCAAGUUUUGGAUGAUGCCAAAGCGGCGGUGGAGCUGGUGAGUGACCGGGACGCGCGGAUCAAUUUUAUGGCUCUUUACGAGGUGGAGGGAUCUAUGCUGCUUUGUCAGGCGUACCAGCGUCAGAUCAUGGCUCCCUCCUUCCUUUGGCUUGCAGCAGCCGGAUGGUGGAACCGGAACUACAUCACUUUGAAUGCUGGCACGGUGUCGUGCCCUUGCACGGCGCAGGAGUUGCAUCGAGCCUCAUAUGCGAUGAUCGCCAGUGAUCGUGGGCCAAUGCUGAAUACGGAGGAUGUUCACGGCCUUUCGGGUGUGAAGCUUGCAGACCUGUACCGUGACUACACCGAGGAAUGCGAGAGUUUCGCCAAUGGCAAGGGAGUUUGCAACCACCAGUGGGCUGGAUACUUCUAUGAUGGAAUCUGGCUCAUUGCUUCAAUCCUGCACCAAUACCUGGGGAGUGGAAACAGGUCGGUGAGUGACCUGGCUACAGAGCAGUCGCGCCAGGCUUUGUUUGACUUAUCCAUCAGAAGUGACUUCCUGGGUCAGACGGGACGGGUGCGCCAGUUCAAUGGCGUGGAUGUGGUUACUACACCCCCCUCACUGGGCGACCGCGAUGGGAUUGUUCUUCUGCGGCAGGUGACCAGCAACCCUGAGGAUGCUUUCAUCCAGCUGGCCUUCCGAACUUCCCAGGGCCUUAGUUUCAAGUCCAACAUCUCAUGGAGCCCAACGGACGCCACCAAGAUGCUUUUCUGCCAAGGCUCCGCCUGCGACUUUGAGCAAGGCUGGAUACCCGCGGAUUUUUACAAUGACUGCGAAGCGGGGGAGUUCUGGAGCUCGGACUUGGGGUGCUCACAUUGCGCCCCCGGAUUCUUCUCACCGCCUCAGAGCACAGAGUGCCAAGAGUGCAUCGAGGGCACCUACAGCAACGCGAGUGGCGCAGCAAGCUGUUCACAAUGUGAGCCAGGGAAGUAUUCCUGGUUGAGGAAAGCCACUUUCUGCUUUGACUGCUGGGAAGGCAACUUCAUGAACCAUUCUGGCGCCACGGAUUGCUACAAGUGCCCACUGAACACCUUUGCCACCGCCAAGGGCCAUGAACUCUGCCAGCCCUGCCCCCGUGGCCGCCAGACCGAGUUCGAGGGAGCCUCAGCAGAGGAGAUGUGUAAGUGUCCAAAUGGCCAGCGCGUCUCCGACGGCGUUUGCGUUGAGUGCAAGGGCUCGGAGAUUUGCCAGGGAGGUGUUUUACUUGGAUUUCGCCCAGCUAGAUAUGAGUGGAUUACAUCUUUGGAUGCUGCAGGAAGUCAGCGGGCCAGAGUGCAACUGAUCAGCAAGCUGUUUCUGUUGAUCGCCGCCAACAUUGAACCUGAAGAGUCUAUGAGCAAGCUCCUGCUGGCUUUAGACGCUGCCAGCCAGAGCCUCCACAAUGCGUUGAAUGGAAACUCCAGCCUGGGAGUGAUCUCGCCGCCCGACGCGGAAGUCCAGACGGAUUUGGAGUCCUACGGGAGCCACCUCGGGGCCUUCAGAACGCUGCUGCUGGGUGGAUUGGAGCAGAUUCGUACGGAGGGCGCUGCUUCCAUGGAUAAGCUGCAGGCCGUCAAGGAAAGCACCGACACCAUCGCAGCAGCGGCGCAGAAGGUGGUUGACUCCCUCACCAAAGCAGCCACCAGUUCAGGUGAAGAGGUAAAUGGAGUGGUUCAAGACAUUGCUGGCCGGCAGCGCGCGUUGAUCCAGAAGAUGUGCAAGGAAGCGCUGCUGGUGUCCUUUGGGGUUUCCUUGACAGAAACGUGGGCAGCGUUUCAAAACACCAUCUCCGUGUUUGAGCACUCCCACGAGGGCUUGAUCUUUGGCAUAGAGGCGGUGGGUAUCCCUGCGUUGACGCAGAUGUGCACGAUGCAGCAAAUGCGAGAGGUCAGCUAUUACUUCUCCAGGAUGCUUCAGUUUCUGAGGUUGAUCACGAAUGCCCAAUCCAACUCAGAGAGCCAGCAGGUCGCUCAGAGUGUUGUGCGGAACAUCUCCAGCCUCGCAGAUCCGUUUUUCGAUGCCAUGGUGCUGGCGGUGCAGCUCUACGUGAACGACACUGGGGAGUGCAACCCCUUGGCCACCACCACCCGAGGAGAGUGGUGGCACCUGCUGAUGGGCAUAGCGGACUUUCGCAUCGGGCUUCUCUCUGCAGUGCGCCUGUACAUGCAGGUGGCAAAUCGCAUGGCCGGCCAACUGAGCCAAGUGGAACUUGCGUCAAUUCUGCCCAGGGAGACUGAGCUGGGCAAGAGCCUUAUGCAAGGAGACAAGUCUGGCGCGUUGCCUGCGCCGCCCACCCCCGAGCUGCUGAAUGUCUUCGUGGCCACAAAAGAUCAAUGGGGCAGUCUGUCAACAUUAAUGGUGGAAGCGGUCGAAGGAGAGGAUUUGCCCGAGGUCAAUGUGCAUCGAGUGCUGCUGCUGGGUGAUCAGCUUCUGGGAGAUUUUAAUGAGGCGAUGAAGUUGACCAUAGAGGCAGCCGAGUUGGCCGGCAUCAGUUUUCAAAGCCGCAUCUUGGACCUCACCCACCGGCAGCAGAUGCGGUUUCCCCAGAUCGUCAGCCAGGCGCUCACGAUCUUUUUCAGAGAUCCAGAUAGAAGUGGCUGGGUGGAGCUGAAUGCCACGAUCUUGCAGUUCCGUUCACUUCAUUCGAAGCUACUCCUGGGCGGCUUUCCUGAGGAAGAGCACCUACAUAGCAGCAACUUCACUUUGCGAAAGGUCGGGGACGUGUGCAUUGUCCGUCAAAUGGCACGAAUCAUGGUGUACUAUGAUGAAAUGGAGCAGCUGGUCUACCAGGUUGCUCAUGCCACCCUAGAGCCUUCAGGACUUCAGAGGCUGCUUGAGCUCAACGUUCUAGGCAUGGACGCCAUGGAGGUGUGCUCCCAUGAGCUGGAGGAGUACUAUGACGGAGAGCAUCACGGUUGCGAUAACCAAAGCCUCGCAGUCGAUGAGUGGCUGGUUUUGAUUGAGGAGGUUGCUGGCUUGACGGGCUUUGGCCAGGAUGUCGUGAGUGAGCUUGUGCUGUCCCAGCAAACAAAUCCGCUGGUGAGCAGGCUUGAUGCCACAAUUGCCCAGUUGACCUCCUCGUCGCAGAGAAUAUUGGUGGGUUCUGCGCGGCCACUGGUGCCUGUUCAGCCUACUGCCGGUCUUUUCGCCCGCGUCCUUGACGUGGAAUCGGUGGUGCUGGCGUUGGAGGAGGCUGCUGGUGCAAAGGACUUGUCGCAAGCGCUCGCCCAAGGCGAAGUUCUCUACACCCAAACUCAAGACCUGCUGCAGACCUAUGUGAAGGAGGCUUUGAAGACAGACCCCUCUUGGCCCGGGAAGCGGGUCCAAGUGGCGGCCUGGCAAGCUGUCCUGGCGAAGAAGAUCUUCAAGCAGUCAAUGCUGUCGAGGUUUAACAUUUUUACUGACGAGGAGCUGAGAGCCAGCAUGCAGAAGUUUCAGCAGAACCACCAGCAGCUGAAAAACGGAGGGGGUGGCUUGGAGCCCCUCCCUUCAGAACGUCAAGAUCUCUUGGAUAUGUGGGGUAAAGUGGAUGCAGCGUGGAACCGUUUCAAUGCAUCCUUGUCCGCUAGCCAAUCGGAGAUGGACUCUGCACUUACGGAGCUGGUGGAACUCUUGGAAGUAGAUGUUAGAAGCUUCGCCAUCAAGGACGUUUUGGUGGAAGAAGUUCUGCCCUGGUCUGCAUACAUCGCCUAUUGCGUCCCAGCCUUGAUCUUCCUGGUUUGCGUUUGCUGCGGCAUUUAUGUCUUCAUGGAAAUCAGACUUUGCAAUGCUCAAAAGGCCGAAUCAUCCGUGUCCGGCAGUGUGGUGUGACCGUACCACACCAAAGGUGUGAAGCAGGGAGCACCGACUUGGCUUGAGAGGUGGACUGCUUUCUCUUGAAGGUCCAAUUAGUCCCCGGCGUGAGCCGUGCAGAAUCUCUGCAACACUAAUCUGGACCGCUGACGGCUCGAACCGAUCGAAUGACAUUUAUCAGAGCUAUAUGUAACAUAUAAUCACGCAAUCUAGCUGGCAAGCCGCAGUUUUUCGCAAGAGGCCAGUCAAUCACUGUUAUACAUCUGUUUUCUCCGCUCACUGGCUUGAGAAGAGAACCUUUCCGUCGCAAGGACGGCCUUACGAAGAGAAGAGCAC
Molecule: messenger RNA, 4967 nt
Organism: Effrenium voratum
Lineage: Eukaryota; Dinophyceae; Suessiales; Symbiodiniaceae
Source: the annotation of a GenBank genome assembly